GUGCGAUCAAAUAAACUCUAUUUAUUAACUAUUUAUUUAUAUUGCAAAUAAUCGUAUAUUCGUUCAUGAUCACCUUUCUCACCCUUAUCCCGUUUCUUCUCGGCAUAACAAACGCCUUCAACAUAAACUCCUACAUUACCCAGAUGUCAGCGCAUAUCCAAUUGAACAGCACCUCGUCGCCGAUAAACACAGAGUGGACGGGCAUAGGCUGGGACACAGGCUCGAUUUCAAUCCAAAAGCUCAGCGACAACCAGCUGGUCGCCCUCUUCCAGCUGCACGCGCCGACAAACGACUCUACCGUGCGCGCCGGCCGAGCCACUGAAUUCUCCACUGCCUAUUUUAUCGACGAGCCGCAGAAGCAAGGCAUGUAUCUUCAGUCCAAGAUUGACAAGGAUAAUUCGGCCUCCAGCGGGUACUCCUUAAGCAUCAAAGAAGAGGUCGCCAAGGCACUCGAGGAGGCUGCCAAGAUGGAUGACCGAGAUCCUACAACGCAGGCCGAAUCCACAUCAUCUGCAAUUGCCGCUGAGCCUGAGCCGCUGGGUGAGUUUGCUGUCCCUGCCUCUCGCAACCCUCUUGGUAGAACCAAGCCACCAGAGACGCUGGCCACUUGCGAGAUUAACAGGGACUCCCAAGGCAAGAUAAAGCCCAUAUGCAAGUUCCUCAGACAGCUCCCCAUUGUCCCCUCAUUCCCGCACCCCUUCUCUUCACUCAGACGCACUGCCGGUGGAAAUGUUAAGUUUGAGCGCGCGGGUAUUUUCAAGGACCUCGCCAUGAAGGGCAGACUGGCCAAUGUUAUAGACAUCACUGCUGCCAGGUGUGUGAGUCACGGGAGAAUGGAGGGUGACUUGGCCUCUUGCCAGAGAGAUCCCAACAACCCAGAGUUCUACGUUGCCAUUGAUGGCAUUGCACUCAAUGGGGAGGAAAAGGAAAGGGGAGAAGAUU
Molecule: messenger RNA, 942 nt
Organism: Kickxella alabastrina
Lineage: Eukaryota; Fungi; Kickxellomycota; Kickxellomycetes; Kickxellales; Kickxellaceae
Exons: 3
Source: RefSeq, a predicted model, not a curated record